CUAGAAAUACAGUUUAUCGUGAAUAUACCUUCGAAAUAAUGUAUUCCUGAAUCUAAAAUAUUGCAUGCAGACCUGAUGUUGUGUGUUGAGAAAGGAACGAUGAAUACCUUGCGUUCCACAAGUGUUCCAAAGGACGAACGAUCUACUUGAUUGUCAUCGCAGCUCAAACACAUUUUUUAAUCUGCAAGAUGGAAGGGUGUCGCAGUUUCCAGCUCCUUAUUUUGAUGUUUUUGAUCAAUGAAUCGCUCCAAGAAACAAUCUUAGUGUCCCAAAGUGUCUAUAAGGUCCAAAUCCAAACCAAGGGAAGGAGUCUUUCAUCGGAAUCUAGGUGUAUCAAGGAAAAAGGAUUAGUCUUCCAACAUCUGUCCUUGGCUGAUACGCAAAACUUCAAACAGUAUUCCUUCCAGGAAUGCCUUUGGUUUUGCUUACAAGACGACAAUGCCGAUAAGACCCACAUGCUGAUAGGAUAUUCAUCGGGCAUAUUUUCAAACAAAUUCAACUGCCUUUGUGCUAAACAACAAGCCUUAAAUUCAGCUGUUCAAGUGAAUCCUGGGUAUUGCGAUGUGAUGUGUCCUCAAUCCAAAUUCAAAUGCGGAAAUGCUAAUGACGACUUUUUAAGCGUGUAUUGCAUGUACAAGUCAUGUCAAGAUGAUUCUCAAGAACCUAUUUGCAAGAAGAGGAUGCCCCACGAUUUCCAUGGUUGUUUGGAUGGGUCCAAUAUCCAAUGGAAAUACGCUCAUAACGUGAGGAAUUUCACAGCUCAUUCCAACCACCAUUCCGCUUGCAUUUGGGAGUGUCAUGACAACCACCCCUUUGCCAUCUAUAGCUUGACUCGAAAGGUGAAUGGUAUUUUGACUUGUAGUUGUGGAUAUCCAGAGGCCUUUGAUCCAGGUCGAAUGAUUGCGCCGGAAUUAUGCACGAAUUCCUUACCGGAAGUUGAUUUGUACUUUGUAAAUUGUGUCGAGGACCUCAAACCAGAGGGAGGGGAAGUGGAAACGAUCGACUACCAGAGUCAGUGUAAAGAGAUAUUGCCUAUCGGUUGCCUGUACCAAGAGCUGGUCAAAACUGACAAAUAUCGAGGCGUCACGAUGAAAUUGCCUGAUUCACAAAAGAUCCAUCCCUAUCUGUGCCAUAAGCUUUGUUUGUCCAUUGCUCAAAGCUUUCUUCACGUGGGAAUUCGGUUUAAUCCUACUUCCAAUUUGUUGGAAUGCUCCUGUCUUCAGAAAGGCGCUUUCAAUGAUUCCUCUGUUGGACCAAGAAGUGCUUGCAAUCACGACUGCGGCCUCAAAGCUACUGGAUUUACUUGCGGUGGUCCAAGUCAAAACAAUGAGGAUCUACCCCCUGCAAUAAGUGUGUAUUGCCUGCACUCUUCCUAUCAAGAACCCGAGAUUGAAGCGCCAACUAGUUGUGGCGCCGAUGGAUGGAACCAAUCCGUCCCACUUAUGAGCAGAAUCAAGGACGCUGUGAUAGAGCAAAUCAAGCUGUACGACACCAUCAUUGGACUUAUGGUUUUUGUUACGCUUCUCCUAUUGUCCUUUGUAUUCUAUCUCUGUAUUUUAAAGGGAUUUUGUAAAGUGACAUCAUAGUAACUGUUUCACACGGUCAGCUUUCAAUCUCGACAAUUCAAUCCUUUUAUGCAUCCUGACUGAAAAUCAAAUCCAGAAACAUUCA
This is a messenger RNA of Tigriopus californicus, 1671 nucleotides long. RefSeq lists its product as uncharacterized. Lineage: Eukaryota; Metazoa; Arthropoda; Copepoda; Harpacticoida; Harpacticidae. The record is from RefSeq and is a predicted model, not a curated record. Bases 189 to 1586 code for a protein of 465 amino acids. The transcript has 5 exons.